UCAGAGGGCAAGCCUGGGUCUUAGAGGACCUUUUGUGGGCAGCCGUGGGUGGAUGGAUCGUGAGGACGGCUGGCUUAUAGAGUUGAUAAAUGGGGCAGACCUCUGCAUUAUGACCCGGCUGCUGGGCGACGUGGACCCCUCGGACCCCUGCUUUGUGGCUGCCAUCGUCACCAUCACUUUCAACCCGCUCUUCUGGAAUGUGGCCCAGACUUGCCCCUUCUUCCUGAGGCGGGGGGGGGGGGGGGGGGGGGGUCUGCUCUUCUCCCUCCAAAAGCCUGGGACUUCUCAAGUAUCCUAGUGACGAGCACGGAACUCAUAUGGAUCCCGGUGAGGCCCAGAAGCCCCUGCUGUCCAGGAAAGCCUGUACCCUCCUGCCUGUGCCCACCCCUUCCCACCCGGCCUGGGCUGGAUGCCAUCAGCAGGGUGUGACUCGUUACCAGCCACCGGUUCUCGAGGUGGCGAGAUGGGAACAGAGAACCCGCAAGCUGAGCAAGGCCUUCCGAUCCCCCUACCUGGCCUGCUACUCCCUGGGUGCUGCCAUUUUGCUCCUGAACGUCCUGCGCUCGCACUGCUUCACGCAGGCCAUGCUGAGCCAGCCCAAGAUGGAAAGCCUGGAUAACCCCACGGCCUACCGCGUGGGCCUUGCGCUCCUGGGAAUAGGCAGCACGUUUGUGCUUUCCAGCUUCUUUGCACUGGGCUUCACCGGGACCUUCCUAGGCGAUUACUUCGGGAUCCUCAUGGAGGCAAGAGUGACCACAUUCCCAUUCAACAUCCUGGACAACCCCAUGUACUGGGGCAGCACAGCCAAUUACCUGGGCUGGGCCAUUAUGCACGCCAGCCCCACCGGCCUGCUGCUGACUGUGGUUGUGGCCCUCAUCUACAUGAUCGCCAUCCAGUACGAGGAGCCCUUCACCGCUCAGAUCUACCAGCAGAAAGCCUCCUCGUCCCGCAAGAGGAGCUGACCGGGCCUGCGGCCACUUCACUGAGGGUCUGCCGCCCCGGCCUGCCCCGAGUGCCAAGCCCUGCGGUGGGGAGCAGAGCGCCUGGCCGCGGUUCCGUGUUUGUACCUGAUGAGGGCCGCUCAGUGCCUUGGAAACCUCUGCCUCGGGGGCCCUGGACAUGCUGCCGUUUGGCCACUGAGCCCCCAGCCCCGCUGCCCCCAGAACAUCCUAACUCAACAAUAAAGGCACCCUGACGCCAGCA
This is a messenger RNA of Leopardus geoffroyi (Geoffroy's cat), 1203 nucleotides long. RefSeq names its product phosphatidylethanolamine N-methyltransferase (gene PEMT). NCBI's taxonomy places the organism in Eukaryota, Metazoa, Chordata, Mammalia, Carnivora, Felidae. Gene Ontology annotation, molecular function: phosphatidylethanolamine N-methyltransferase activity. Gene Ontology annotation, biological process: phosphatidylcholine biosynthetic process. The record is from RefSeq and is a predicted model, not a curated record. The transcript has 9 exons. Bases 318 to 962 code for a protein of 214 amino acids.